UCGGAUGACAAUGGGCUUGAUGAAGUUCAUGUCAGUCAAGACUUGAGUCUGGAAAAUGAGGAUGAGGAAGACUGGGCAACUUUGGAAGAAUCGGCCGACUCCACAGACACCGAAGAUGAUGGAAAUCAGUUUGUUUCAAGAAAUCUUGUAAGUGUUAGACCUGGGACGAGAGUUGCUGAAGAGCCCAAGUUUGUGGUUUUCUAUGGCAUGUUGUUGGCAAUUUUCAAAACUUUCUGUUUCCGAUGCAAAGCUGACAAUCCUUCUGUUGAGGUACAUCGCACUGGAACAAUGGCAACUGUUGUGCAGAAAUGUAGGCAGUGCAGAAUGCAUUUCCAGUGGAAAAGUCAGCCAUCACUCUUUGGAAAAUAUCCUGCAGGCAAUGUAAUGCUGAGUUUUGGCAUCUUGACAUCGGGUGUGAGAAUAAGCCAGGCUUUGUUGAUGUUUAGACACAUGGGGCUGUCAGCCAUAUCUGGACGGACCUUUUUUUAUCAUCAGAAAAAAUUCCUCUUCCCAUCUGUGCUCCAUCAUUGGGAAAGCUAUCGCUCAUCACUGCUUGAAAAAUUGAGAGGGGUCAAGAAUGCACAAUGGUCUGGAGAUGGAAGGUUUGAUUCUAUGGGUCACAAUGCUAAAUAUGGUGUCUACACAUUGUUUUCCAAUUCCAUCUCCAAACUGGUCCAUUUUGAACUGCUUCAGGCAAAUGAAUCAGGGUCAAGUAACGCAAUGGAACUUGAUGGAGCCAAACGUUGCUUUCAGUACAUAAAGAAUGCUGGUUUGACAAUCACAACAUUCAUAAGUGAUCGACACAAAGGAAUCGCAAAGUGGAUUCGUGAAUCACAGCCUGAAACCUCCCAUUUCAAUGAUUUGUGGCAUGUCUGCAAAGGUCUCACAAAGAAAAUCUUGAAAGGCAGCAAAGAAAAAGGCUUUGAAGUACUAAAAUUAUGGCUCAAGGGAAUACGUAAGCAUCUUUAUUGGUGUGCCCUUUCUACCAAGCAAGGCUUUGGUGAGUUGAUUGUUGCAAAGUGGAGAUCCUUGAUGCGUCAUAUUGCAAACAAACAUGAUGAACAUCCGAGUCUGUUAUACAACAAGUGUGCACAUGUUGAACUUGAACCACGUGAAUGGAUUCCAAUCGGUACACCUGCAUAUGACAAAUUACUCAAGAUUCUUUGCAACACAACCACUUUAAAAGAUGUCCAGAGUCUAUCAUGUGAUGCCCAGACAAGCUGCCUGGAAGGCUUUCAUUCAACGUUAAAUCACUGGCACCCAAAAAUGGUUCACUUUUCUUGGCUUGGUACAUACUGCAGACAUGUUUUGGCUAUUUCUCAUUUUAACGAGAAUCUCAAUCGUGAAGCACGAACAGCAUUAGAUGGAUCAGUAUGCUACUCAGUUGUUUACCCAAAAUUCAAACUUGGGGAAGAAGUUGUCAGAGAAGUUGCCAUACCCCCUACAUAUGCAUAUGUGGACAAUAUAAGAAAUGUUUUGUUCAGCACGCCCUUGGAGGAGCUUGGGAGUGUCCUGGACAAGUACACACGGAAAGUGCCAGAGCCUUUAACUGCUCAGUUCCCAAACAGACGUCAAAAGAAUGAUGCCAUCUCUGAAUAUAUUUUAAAGCAGAGCACUACUACACCAAUGUACCCUACAGAAAAUGAACAAGAAUCCUUGCAAUUAAGCCUAAUGAAACCAGCUGUAUUGGCUGAAAGCACAAGAAAAAGGAAGACCAACCGCUGCUGCAAAAAAUGUGGGAAACCAACAAAGGGGCAUAAACGUGGAAAGUGUGACUGA
This is a messenger RNA of Rhopilema esculentum, 1779 nucleotides long. The record is from RefSeq and is a predicted model, not a curated record. NCBI's taxonomy places the organism in Eukaryota, Metazoa, Cnidaria, Scyphozoa, Rhizostomeae, Rhizostomatidae.